AUGGCUUACAGACAGAACAUCAAAUUUCUCUUGGGCCCGCUCGACCUCGACCUCAACUUAAUAGCUAGUCUGGUCGACUAUCCUGAAAGGUCUGAGAUGUGGCGCAACCCCGAGUUCCAGCAGGUGCUUUACAGGAGAUUUGGAAACGACAAGUAUGAACUCGACUGGUUGAUUCAACGAACCGAACGAAUCAAUGAAAUUAUCCAAGAUCUUGCAGAACUUCUGCGCUUACUUGAUUCAAAGCAAGCGUAA
Molecule: messenger RNA, 252 nt
Organism: Colletotrichum chrysophilum
Lineage: Eukaryota; Fungi; Ascomycota; Sordariomycetes; Glomerellales; Glomerellaceae
Exons: 2
Coding region: 1-252 (83 amino acids)
Source: RefSeq, a predicted model, not a curated record